Triplophysa rosa is the source of this 4280-nucleotide messenger RNA. It is a transcript of the gene ppp2r5b, whose product is annotated as protein phosphatase 2, regulatory subunit B', beta. Gene Ontology annotation, molecular function: protein phosphatase activator activity. Lineage: Eukaryota; Metazoa; Chordata; Actinopteri; Cypriniformes; Nemacheilidae. The record is from RefSeq and is a predicted model, not a curated record. The transcript has 14 exons. Bases 931 to 2442 code for a protein of 503 amino acids. Gene Ontology annotation, cellular component: nucleus; cytosol; protein phosphatase type 2A complex. Gene Ontology annotation, biological process: signal transduction; protein dephosphorylation.
UCGUUAGAUAAGUCUGCAACACGUCGUCGGUACAGCAAUAUCACAGAGGUCGGGUUUAUUCAACACUUAGCGCCGGAUUGAACAAGAAUCAGCGAAUACAGCAACGGGUGAGCUGGCGGAAUGAUGAACGAAUGAAGCAAGAACAAUGGCCAACCUGACAGUCCCAAAACACAGCGGCUAAUACAGACUGUCAGCCAGAGAGGGAAGAGAAGGGGAGAGGCUGAGGUAGAAAACAGCUGUCUGAUAAAGAUACGGACGAAAUAAAAACAAACAAACAGCUAAUAUUCAGUCAGAUAAACGGUAAAUACUAUUGGUAGGCUAUAGUCAUAACAUCGCGAUGUCUAGCAACGGGUCGCGUAUAAGUAAAUAAAUAAAUAAGAAGGCGGUGAGCGUCAUCUGCAGUGUGUAGCAUCUACAUCUACUUGCACCACCUGAAGACAACGACCGACAGUAGCUGCUUGGAAAUAAAGAAACGGGGGGGAAACGACGGAGAAGAAGGUCGACAGACGAUAUUGAGGGAGACUAUCGAUUUCCUUGUGAUUCAGAAGUCAUUGAACGGCGGUUUGGUGUAUUUGAGCGCGAGGAGGUAGAAGAGGGUAUCAGUGCUGCAGCGGCCGCCGUGAUGCUGUACACAUGUAGGCACGUUUGAGGCAGUUCAUCCCCGCCCUGCGUGGAUCAGAGCCCGACCGAAGGUACAAUAACGGAAUUAAUAGGGGGACAUUGGGAGGCUCUGAUAAGGACUUGAGGCGCAGAGCUGGUGACUGGUUAGAUAACUUCAGUCAAUCUUCGCUCGAUCAUUUGACUAUUUCCAUUCAAGAAACACAUAUUGACUCAGUAAGAAGGUGAAAAGACUCUAAGGUUAUAAGAGCCUGUUCUCGCCAUUGGCUUCCUUCCUCGCACAAUCCUCUUUCGAGCACCACCUCUGCAGCUAUGGAGACCCCUACGAAGCUACCUCCGUCGAGCCCAUCAUCGCCGACCACGGGUUUCUCAGUACCGAGCGCGGAGAAGGUAGAUGGCUUUCCCCGCCGCUCGAUGCGCCGUGCCCGGCAGCGACGGUCCCAUAGUUCCUCACAGUUCCGCUAUCAGAGCUCCCAGGUGGAGCUCACGCCGCUGCCCUUACUUAAAGAUGCCCCAGUGGCCGAACUUCACGACUUGUUCUGUAAGAAGCUUCAACAAUGUAGUGUGCUUUUCGACUUUCUGGACUGUGUCGCCGACCUGAAGGGAAAAGAGAUCAAACGUGCGGCGCUGAACGAGCUGGUGGAGAGCGUGGCCACCAGCCGCGGGGUCCUCAUCGAGCCCCUUUACCCAGAGGCUAUUAAAAUGAUCUCAGUGAACAUUUUUAGAACUCUCCCACCCAGUGAGAACCCGGAGUUUGACCCAGAAGAGGAUGAACCAGCUCUGGAAGCCUCCUGGCCGCAUUUACAGCUGGUGUAUGAGUUCUUUUUACGCUUUCUUGAGAGUCCAGAUUUCCAGCCGUCUCUUGCCAAGCGCUAUGUGGACCAGAAAUUCGUUCUGCAGCUGCUGGAAUUAUUUGACAGUGAGGACCCCAGAGAGAGAGAAUAUCUGAAGACCAUAUUGCACCGCGUCUACGGCAAACUCCUGGGCUUGAGGGCCUACAUCCGCAAACAGAUCAACAAUAUCUUCCUCAGGUUCAUUUAUGAAACUGAGCGUUUCAACGGAGUCGCUGAACUUCUGGAGAUUUUGGGGAGUAUCAUAAAUGGCUUUGCUCUGCCCCUCAAAUCAGAGCAUAAGCAGUUCCUGGUGAGGGUCCUGAUCCCCCUGCACACUGCCAAGUCUCUCUCCAUUUUCCAUGCGCAGCUGGCUUACUGUGUGGUGCAAUUCAUGGAGAAGGAUGCCACAGUUACAGAACAUAUCAUCAGGGGGCUGUUGAGAUACUGGCCCAAAACAUGCACUCAGAAAGAGGUGAUGUUCCUGGGUGAGAUCGAGGAGAUUUUGGACGUGAUUGAACCAUCUCAGUUUAUCCGGGUGCAGGAGCCUCUGUUCAAAGAGAUCGCUGCCUGCAUCUCCAGCCCUCAUUUCCAGGUUGCAGAGCGGGCUCUGUAUUUCUGGAACAAUGAGUACAUUCUGAGUCUAAUUGAGGAGAACUGCCAGGUCAUCCUGCCUCUGGUGUUUGGCACUCUGUACAGAGUUUCCAAAGAGCACUGGAACCAGACGAUCAUCUCUCUUAUCUACAAUGUACUGAAGACAUUCAUGGAGAUGAACGGCAAGCUCUUUGAUGAUCUCACUGCCUCGUACAAAGUGGAGAAACAGAAGGAGCUGAAGAAAGAAAGGGAGCGAGCCGAGCUGUGGAGGAAUUUGGAGGAGCUGCAGGAGAGGCGCCUGCAGAGCCUGGCAGAGGCCAGCAGAAACCAGAAGAACCUGCAGGAAAGAGAGAACGCCACCAGGAGCCAAUCAGAGACCAGCACUACCAACACCACCUAGAAACCACAAGCAAACACACAAUCACUCAAAAAUAUCACAGCACUGUAAAAUGAUCAAUAAUUCUGACUUCGGAACCAAUCGAUGCCUCAAUCUCACACACACAAAAAAACUACACACACCAUGCAAACAGUCCGAUUCCAAGCGCCAGACAGAGCACAUAUACAACAGGCUGUCCAUAUGUAGAUAUUUGAAGCACACAUCACACCCCGAGUGAGAUAUAAAAGAGAAAAAAUGAGUACCUCUCACACGCGUCCUACUCUUUCAUAUGCUUCAUUCACGCUUUUCACACUCUCUGCAUCUUUUCUUUCUAUUCUUACACACACCUGGAUCAUAAACCUUAUCGUGCAAAACGUACCUGCCCAGGGUCCAGGCGUGGAAGCCGCAUUCGCACACUCAAAACCAAACACUUAUGCAUCGUACAUUGCCGUCAUUCCAGAACUGGUUCUGUUUCUCUCGGGCGCGAUCCGAGCCCCCGUCUACCGACCAACAGACUCUUGCAUAAAGUCAAACACUGAAGAGGAAAGUUACUAAUGAUUCUAAAGAUGAAAAUUCUAGUAAUGAUUCUAAUGUUCCUACUUCUACAGCUUAUUCUAUAAGUACUACUUCUAUGCUCCUAUAACUGAUGUUUUUAUAUAUAUAUAUAAUAUAUAUAUAUAUAUCUAUAAAUAUGAUAUCUAUGUCUGAUUAUAGUGUUGGUGGGGGUAAUCUAGUGUAGCACCUCAUAAACAUGACUGAAGUAUGCUGCUAGGUAAAACUAAACAUGUUAUGAAGUGACAGUACUUUAGUCUGUUAUUAUCUUGUUUUUUUUAUGAAAACAUUCAUCACAUUUUAAUUUAGCAAUAUUGUCAUCUGUUUGAAUAAUCUGUGUUGGGCGAUUUUUAUUUAUUAGUUUUUUUUCAAUCAAAAUGCUUGCUGAUACUCUUGUGUUUCGGUAUAAUUUUAAGAGAGGACAGAGUCCUGUUUUGUCUUCUUGUUUUUUGUACAUUUGUUUUGUUGUUGUUUAUAUUUAUUGAUGUGGAGGCUUGAUAAUGGAAAGGAACUGGUUGUGUAGGCAUCUUGAGAAAGCCUAGGAAGAGAUUGCGCUGUGUGUGAGAGUGUGCUCGUAUGUGUGGAUGUUGUAGAGCAGAGGUUUAGUGAAGAACAGGGAUUAGAUGAGAAUGUAACAUUCACUUUGAUUGUGCUUAAAUGAACUCAAAUGAACUGCCACUGUCCAUGAUUGAUUUCAGUAGUCUUUCAUUUACCAAGAAAAACAUGAAAAUAGCAAACAAUAUCACUCUUGUUCUUCUUUUAAAGAAAGUCUUCACUCUGAGAAAACCGGUAUUUGCGAAACAUCACAUUUCAUAGGAGCAAAAGAAAGAGAGAAAUGAUAUAGAAUAGAGACGGCAAUAAAUAUGGACUGAAACUGUAUGCAGAAGUAGCAUCAAUAGAGUUGCACUGUCCUUUUGAUCAAUGUCUUGUGUUUAAACAUAGCAAUGUAUUUUUGGGGGACAGAUGGGUGGCUUUGGGAUAUGAAUGUAUAAAAGUGGGAUGUAAACAUGAAUACGUCUGUUGAGUGAAUCUGCAUCAAGAACACUGUCAUUAUUUUCACUCAGCCUUUGACAUACCAGAGGAUCAUGUUUCAGCUUUCUUGUAACUUUUUAUUUGCGUCUGAAACAUUAAAAACUAACCGUUCAAAUACAUUAAUGAGGCUGAUAAAGCAGGGCACAUCUUAUGAUUCCUAUUCAUUCCUAAAACAUAAGCAGACGUUUAUGUUGUAUUUAUAAUGCUGUGUAAUGUUCCAGUUGAAAUGAAUGGGAAUUAUAAUUACAGCGAUGUCUGAUAAACGUGCUUAAAAAGAG